AUGACGGAUAACCAUGAGACGAAGCGUCCGCUUCCAGACAGCCCACCGAAUGGUGAGUCAAGUAGCUCAGCAACACCAUCGGCUCCAUCAGCCCCUGAACAACCAAUGUCUUCUCCAACCCGACCACCACCACCAGCUGGAUUUGUCUACCCAAGUACUGAUAUUCAAAACUCUGUUUCUGUUCAUGCUGCUUCCCCAACAAUGACAUCUACCUCAACGAAUGUUCCAGCUGGGCCACCACCAGCGCACGCAUCGGCUGGACCAGCGCCUGCAAUGGCCGCUUAUGAUAUGCCUCCACCAUCCUAUCAGGCCGCCAUGUCUUAUCCAGCUGCACCAACUUACGGUGGGUCGACCGAUCCAAAGUAUUAUAGUGGACAGCCACCAAUCUACUAUCAACCGCCACCACAAAUCACUCAAACACGACUCCCGCAGCCAGAUGGAGUCGAUCAGAUCGUAAGGGCAGUGCGUAUUCAGAAUCCUGCAGGCAGUAAUGUCAUAGUUCAUGUUCAACCUGGUGCACCAUGCCGUCGUUGUACAGUUGGAGUUAUUACUCGUCAAACCGAUAUGUGCUGCCUUCUUUGUCUUAUAAUGCUUACAAUCUUCACAUUCCCAUUCGGAUUGAUCUUCCUUUGCUGUGUGCCAUGUACUGUUCAGAAUCGCUGCACGAAUUGCAACCGUCUCGCCUAA
Caenorhabditis remanei is the source of this 687-nucleotide messenger RNA. RefSeq lists its product as uncharacterized. Bases 1 to 687 code for a protein of 228 amino acids. The transcript has 4 exons. The record is from RefSeq and is a predicted model, not a curated record. NCBI's taxonomy places the organism in Eukaryota, Metazoa, Nematoda, Chromadorea, Rhabditida, Rhabditidae.